Messenger RNA from Drosophila arizonae, 1254 nucleotides. RefSeq names its product cyclin-dependent kinase inhibitor dacapo (gene dap). Gene Ontology annotation, biological process: regulation of cell cycle. The record is from RefSeq and is a predicted model, not a curated record. Gene Ontology annotation, cellular component: nucleus. Gene Ontology annotation, molecular function: cyclin-dependent protein serine/threonine kinase inhibitor activity. NCBI's taxonomy places the organism in Eukaryota, Metazoa, Arthropoda, Insecta, Diptera, Drosophilidae.
AAACAAAAGAACGAAUAAAAAUAAGAAAUACAUCAAAUAAAACACGCAUAGAAAGUGCAACAAUAACAACAGCAUGGUCAGCGCACGAAUGCUUCAUCCAGUGGUGCUCAGCGAGCUCUGCAAGAUGAGCUACAGUCCAGCCAGUCGAUUGCAGUCGCCCUGUGUCCGCCAGUUGGACGUCAAUCGCAUUAAGCGCAAUCUGUUUGGUUCAGUGCCGCUAACAGAAAACAACCCUAGCUUCUUUAGCGCUGAGCUGGAGCUUCAGCAGGAACGAGCCUCGCAGAAGUGGGGCUUUGAUUUUAGGGCAGAUCGCCCGCUGGCCAGCAAUGCCAGCUACAACUGGCAGCGCGUUAGUUCGCAGGAGUCGACUUUUGCCCCACAGAUGUACACCCUCACCCGCGCCGCUCAUGUGCGUCCGGCGGCUGGACCGGCAAGCGAUAUGGAUGUGUUGCUGAACGAUCGGGCAGAUCGUGAGAACUCGGCGAAUUCCUCGCUGGACGCGAGCACGGACACCGAGUACGACUCGCAGGAUGAGUCGCUGAGCUUCAAAUGCAGCAGCAGCAGCAGCAUCAGUGUGGUCGCCUCCACCUCUGCAGCCGCAUUGAUCGCCUCCGCCUCCUCCUCCGCCACCGCCACAACCUGCAGUUCGCCCGCGCAGCAACGCAAGCGACAGCUUAAAAUCACAGAGUUCAUGAAGGAGCGCAAGCGACUGGCCCAGGCACCCAAAAAACUCUCACCCGCCAAACGUUUGCGCACCAGCUCCGGCAGCAGUAGCAGCAACGCGAACGCCACCUCCGUCGGAAGCCUGCUGAAGCGCACGCGCCACAACUAAAACACACUAAAACAUGAACACAAACAUCAAACACAACCUACACGACCUGCAAUUUGUAAUUUUAUUUUUAAUUUUUUACAACACUGCAAAGGGCAACAUAGGUAUUUUUUACAAACACGAUACACGAAACGAAACACACCAAUACAUUUCUAUAGCGUAAAUUUUAAGUAGUUUUCACAUUGCAUUUUUUUACAUAUACAAAAUUAACUACUCAUUUUUGUGCAGUGCAAGGGCGAAAGUUGCGAAUAUUAACUUAUAGUUUAACUAGUUUAUAUGCCAGUUACUACAACCAGUACUAGUACUAGAACAAAAUAGAUACUUAGCUUUAGCCAAGUAGCUGAAUCGAGCUAUAUGAAACUUAUUAGAUUUCUCUAGUGAGAAAUGCCAUAAACUAAGUGAUUAGUUCUUAACAACUACAACAA